This is a messenger RNA of Topomyia yanbarensis, 2936 nucleotides long. RefSeq names its product ethanolaminephosphotransferase 1. The transcript is spliced from 6 exons. The record is from RefSeq and is a predicted model, not a curated record. Gene Ontology annotation, biological process: phosphatidylethanolamine biosynthetic process. Gene Ontology annotation, cellular component: endoplasmic reticulum membrane; Golgi apparatus. The coding region runs from base 427 to 1611 and encodes 394 amino acids. NCBI's taxonomy places the organism in Eukaryota, Metazoa, Arthropoda, Insecta, Diptera, Culicidae. Gene Ontology annotation, molecular function: ethanolaminephosphotransferase activity.
AACAGUCAAGCCGCAAAGCCAACAGUCAUACCGUCGACGGUAGAAAAGUAUUGAAUGUGUUUGUAUUUUGUGAGCAUACAUCUGGUGAUUUUUUCCGGAAACAAUCCGGAUAAAUUGUGAGGACGUGCGCUUGCAAAACCAAUCCAGGUGCUUUGGAGCCGUUGCUGUUCACCGUCGCCACGCGAGUGACACAUGGAGUUCUAUGUGAAGCGUAAAUCUAGUAAAAUAUUGGAGUAAUCAGUGGUGUUAACCUAAACCUACUCCCCAAUCAAACCUUACCUGCCCGUCACCGUCGAUCGUAUUUAAUUCAGCAUUCUUGACGGUGGCUCCUUCUAGUAAACUAGCAGGACUAUUUACAGGCUUCGAUUCUGGUGAAUAGCAGUGUUAUAAUUCUGCCAUUGAAAAGCUAAACAAGUCUAGGAUAAAAUGACGAAAGCAUCAAGUAACACGGACGAUAAUGGCUAUUUAACCAAGCAACAUCUUGCCGGAUUUGAUAGUUAUAAGUACAGCGCUCGAGAUACCUCACCUCUCAGUAUUUACCUGAUGCACCCAUUUUGGAACUGGCUUGUGGAGUACUUUCCAAAAUGGGUCGCACCAAAUUUGAUGACAUUCGCUGGAUUUCUCUUCACAGUGGUAAAUUUUGUGAUGCUCUCGUGGUACGAUUGGGGUUUCUGGGCUAGCACAGAAUUGCCUGGAACCAAACCGAUACCCAAUUGGUUCUGGGUAGUAGCAGCCAUCAAUAUCUUUCUCGCGUACACGCUGGAUGGAAUCGACGGUAAACAGGCCCGUCGGAUAGGUUUGUCUGGUCCGCUGGGAGAGCUGUUCGAUCAUGGGCUGGAUUCGUAUUCGGCGUUUUUCAUCCCAGGCUGCUUGUACAGCAUUUUUGGUCGAGGAGAAUUAUCGGUACCCCCGAUUCGGAUGUACUACAUUAUGUGGACGAUCUUCUUCAAUUUUUAUCUUUCACACUGGGAAAAGUACAACACGGGAGUUUUGUAUCUACCGUGGGGGUACGAUUUAGGAAUGUGGGGUUCCGUGCUGAUGUAUCUAGCGACGUGGAUGUACGGGUUUCAAAUGUGGAAGACGGAAUUGCCUGGAGGUGUUUCAGCUGGUCAAAUGAUGGAACUCUGCUUACACGUCAGCGCAAUGUCAAAUCUGCCUAUGGUUGUGUACAAUAUGUACCACUCUUACAAGGAUCGUACCGGUAAAAUGCGUUCUCUUAAAGAAGCCCUGCGGCCACUGUUUACGUACGGCACGUUCAUGUUUGUGUCCCUGCUGUGGGUGUUCAUAUCUCCGAAUGAUAUUAUGAACAAGGACCCUCGAGCGGUUUACAUUCUAAGUGGAACCAUCUUCAGUAAUAUAAGCUGUCGACUGAUUGUCUCUCAGAUGUCCAACACGAUUAGUGAAACUUUUAAUUGGAUGACCGGUGUGCUGUGCGUUUCGCUUCUGAUGAGCAUUGUGAUGCCUGCUAUUGAACGUCCGCUUCUCUAUAUCCUUGUCGUCGGUUCUUCUCUUGCACACUGGCAUUACGGAACGGUUGUGGUUCAGCAAAUGUGUGAACAUUUCAAUAGGACAUGCUUCAAAGUAACCAAAGCGAAAGAAAUUGAACAGUAGAGUCUAAACCGAUAAACAAGGAGUUGCAUCCCAUGGUAUACGACUCGUAUUAAAGUGCAUUGGUAGAAUCAGCUUAGACAUCACAAUUGUAUAAAGAAAAAAGUAUUUGUUUUAGAUAGGACGCAUAUACAAAGAGACCACCCUUAUAUUGCCGUAAUAAUUUAUUUUAGCCGAUUAGUUAUCUCACGUUUCAGAAUAAACUCAGUAUCCUCCUUUCUGAAACCAGCUAUUCCGUUUUAAUCCUCACAACUCUCGAAUGAUUUUAGUGCCAGUUGACUCUUAUCGGAGAUUAUAAGAUUUUCAUAUAAAUAUAAUAUUCGGUUGUCCAAACGUAAGACAAAUGCUCCAAAGAAUAACAAAUAAGACGAACAGCAUAAAUAAGUACAGCAGCAACGAACAAGAAACAUUUCUAGCAGAACAGCAUUAAAUAGGAACACUUGUUAACUUGAAUUGUCGAUAUUUAACAUCAUGGCAAUAAAGUACACGUGUAGAAUAGCGAUAUCAUUGUGAGUAUUUUGCAAAUUGGAUUGCUAUUCAAGAAGUCUGCCGUAGUUUGAAGCAUAUAAUUCAUUUUAUUUCUUUGUGCCAUUCUAGUAUUCUUUAUUUCAUCUAUUAUUACACUAGUCCUAUGUCCAGUUAUUCAAGCUAUAUAUAUAUAUAUAUAUAUAUAUAUAUAUAUCACGAAGAAAGCAAACUAACGUGACGAUAGCGAGAGGCUAACAACUGUGAUGCAAAAGAAGCAGCUUAGGAACAAAAUCUUUUUCGUGUGUUUGAAUAACUUUAACUGAACUAUACAAUGUAUAUAAGCAUGUUACCGUCUAAAAAAUAAUACAAAUGAUAAAUAAUACUUCCGUAAAUAAGAUAUUCUAACAGUUAAUGCAGGGAUUGACAUACAGUGCUGUUCUACGGAUAAUUGGCCCAUGUAUAUCGGAAUUUGUAUAGAACAUGGUACAAAUAUGCGUAUAAUGGCAUACAGUUGCGUAAGUAUGCCUCAAGUUAGUUAUUGUUUAAAGUAGUGAACUUUUGACAUAGGCAUUACAGCACUGAAACAUGUUUAUGUUGCCAUAUAUGUCGAUAUCUGGUCUCUUGUGAAAUUUCAUUCUAGCUUAUAAUACCUACUGAUAUACGUGUAGCACCAACGCCCGUGUACUCAUGCGUUUCUAUCCCUCUACUCUAUUUGAUCGCGCACGAAUGGAUGAAAAUGACCCACAACUAGUAUUUUGUAGGUACGUUAUCCUUUUAGUUGUGAAUUAAGUCGUUUAAUUAUGUUGUGCUGUAAGAGGCAAUUUUUGUAUAUUAUCAAGUGAACAAUUGAAAGAACGAUA